Molecule: messenger RNA, 3914 nt
Organism: Corticium candelabrum
Lineage: Eukaryota; Metazoa; Porifera; Homoscleromorpha; Homosclerophorida; Plakinidae
Exons: 8
Coding region: 210-3650 (1146 amino acids)
Biological process (GO): signal transduction
Molecular function (GO): protein binding
Source: RefSeq, a predicted model, not a curated record
GUUUGUUAUUGCAAGCGUGUGCUCUACUAUUCUACUAUUCAAGGAUUAUUUCAAAGUUUAUUUUUAAUAAUCUGCUCAUCAAACGUAAUGAUGUUGUUGUAGGUUCAACUCCUUCUGUUGCUGACCGUUUGGGCCCUGAAGGAAAAGCUCAUUUUGAUCAAGCAUGCAAAAAAGGCAAAGUGCCAGGCAACACGGUGUUCAUUGACUGUAUGGGGGAGGAAGAUGCUGGAAAGUCUUGCCUUGAAGCUUCAAUGACAGACAAACCAUUUGUUGAAGGUCAGGAGAGCACCGAGGGAGUAAAGGUGAAGAUGAUGAUCUCACAAGUAGUUGGACACGGCACUAACUGGAUGGAAUUGAAAAGUGAAGAGGAGAGACAAGCGAAUCUCAGCAAGCUGUUUGCAAGAGAAUUUGUUCAUGACAAAGAACAACAGUCCAGCACAGCAAAGCCAGACGAGCAACAAGAACAGAGCCCGAAAGCAAGCGGUUUGAAGUCAAUGUAUGCUGAAGCCGAGAUUCAUCCAAUAGGAUACGAGCAUUUCAAACAUGCUAAAGAAAUGGAUCAAGAUGUAGCUGCGGCCAUUAAUCUCAUGGAGGAGAAUAAGGAGGAGAUGCGCAAAUUUGAAGAAAUGAUCAAUGUGACAAUGAUGGACAGAGGAGGUCAAGAUCAAUUCCUCUCCACACAUGCUGCACUUAUGGCUGAUAACGAGUAUCAAUGUACAGCUUGUUUUGUGGUUAUCGAUGGUUCCAAGCCACUAGAUGAGAAGGUGACCACAUCCAAGUUUCGUCUUGCAGAUGGAAGUUUUAUUGAGAAACCACGUGAUGUUGCUACCACAAGAGCCGACGUCAUACGCCACUGCUUCACUGCCCUCUCUGCUGCCUAUCCUGCUGGCAGAAGACGCAAUAAAUUUUUGGGCGAGGGGCUUGUCAAAAGGGCACCAGCAACGUUCAUGUUUGCUUCUAGAAAAGAUAAAGCAAAAAGUAAAAGUUUUAUGGCAAACCAGGAGCAAAUAGUGCAAGAAAUCAUCGCUGAAGAGAAUUUUGGUGAUCACAUUGUGCCAUUUAGUAGAGAGCCUUAUCAGGUGUUGUUCCAUGUUGACAACACAAAGUCAGGAACAGGCAAUCCCGAUCCAACGAUCGUCCUCGUCAAGGAAAUGAUCGUUGAAAUGGCUCAUAAAUACUGGGAUGAAGAAGAGAAGAUUCCAUUACCAUGGGCCAUGCUAGAUAAGGGUCUGGGUCUGCUGAGAAUGAGAAAGCACAAAGUUCUUGAUCUACUCGAUGUCUGCGAAUUAGCUGCCAGGGUGUGUGAUAUCUCAUUAGAUGAGGAAUGUAGACAAGCACUGCGAUAUCUUUGCAGCCAUGGAAGCAUUGCAUUCUAUCACAAUGUUGUCGGGCUCAACAAGAAGGUGCUUCCCAACAUUCAGUGGGCUGCUGAUGUGUUGGCCAUCUUUGUCACAGUUCUGGAUCGCUCAAGACUUCCUCCUGAGUUAUGGAAUGAUCUCAAGAAUCUUCAUCAAGAAGGGAUGAUGUCAUGGAAUCUUGCCAAGUAUCUGUUGGAGAAGGCAGGAGUAGACGAAACAAACUAUGCUGUGAUCCUUGUUCUUCUGCAGCUAUUUAAUAUCAUUUCAGGGGCAUACUUGGCCGCUCGUUCAAUUGCUCCAGAUGUAGAAGUCCAACGAGGUCAGAACUUUUUUGUUCCCUCUAUGGUCAUCAAAGAAGCCAUCCAGACCCCUUUUGCCUACCAAUCAGCAUUUUGCUCUUCUACAUCUCCUCCAUCUUUGUUCUUUAUUCCCAGAGGCUUCAAUGCUUUUCUCAAGCCUCUAUUUUACCGUCUUGUGACCCGCAUGGUCAGCAAGUACCCAAAAAGCCCACAGCUUAGUAGAAACCAGGUGAUACUUCAUCUUCACAAGGAUGUAAAUCUGGAGUUGGUGUACACUGUGAAGGCUGUCAUUGUUACCAUCUACUGUCCAUCGAGUUGCAGAAAACUACCUGCAGAUGAAGAACUUAGUCCAUUGUGUGAUAGUGUGCGAGUGACUCUAAUAGAACAACUCACACAUGCGAAGGCACGAGGAAUGGAUGGCUUUCAGUUUGAGGUCUGUGUUCAUGGUGCUGUUGACGAAGCUCCAGACGAAUUUGAUCCAAACCGACUGGCUUCAUUGCAAGAAUAUCCAGAAGAUAGUAUUCUGCUGGACAAAGAGCACAAAAACAUUGAUCCUCCUGCUAAACUUGAUUUGUGGUUUGAUAACACGUCUACUAGUCAUACUGUUGAAGUUGCUGCUGGCAGUGUUUAUGAUCCAGAUGUGAUUCUGUCUGCUGUAUUACAGCAGGGUCAUGAUCGUUGGCUCUCUAUUGGUUUGAAGUUGGGAUUUACAAUGAGCAAAGUCAAUGAGAAUACAAACGUUUUUUCUCUUGGUGCUAACAAGUUGAAGGCUUUGUUUGAAGCAAAAGCACAAGAAGGAGGACGAGAUGAAGCAGCCAAGCAACUUCUAGCAGCAUGUUAUUUUAUUCCCCAGCCAAUCUUUAUGGCUGUAAAGGAUCAACUGGCAGUUUCAGGUCAUGCAGUAACUGUAUCAUCUCCACUGGAAUCUGUACGAAUGAAUGAGAACACAGUACUAGAUGUUGAUGAUGAUGAUAUUUCACAGUAUGCGAAAGAAGUAAGAAGACACAGUGACAAAUUAGGAGGACUUUGGCGUGGAUGGGCUGACGUCCCUGUUGAUGUCAUUAGAGAGGCCAGCUAUCUACUCACCAGCAGUGAAUGCAAACAUCUACUGGCCAAGUCACUUCUGGAUGUUGAAUCUGGUGGAAUACAUCGUGAUGAAAUAGUCCAGUCCAGUGAUGAAGUGUUUACCACACUCGAUUUGUGGAUUAGAAAUCAAGGAGACAAAGCUACGUUAGAUACACUCUUUCAAUUCAUGCAGACAGUAGACUUGUUUGAAGCUUUGAAAGAGAGAUUGAAUGAACGCUUCAAAUCACAGAAACCCAAAAAAGGUCGUACAAGCGCAACAGCAUCAGCAUCAAAUGUUCAUCUCUCUACACCAGUGACACAGAGAAUGAGGACCACUCCACCUACACAGCAACUGAGAAAUGAAAGUUCAGAAAAAGGUAGAGAAAUUGCUGAAAUGAGAAGACAAAGUGCAGACCGACAGACCGCAUUAAGAGUUGAUGCCAAAGUGGAGGAAACGUCAAAUGGUGACAACAUUGCAAGUGACAAAAAAGACGAUGCGCGACGACAGAUACGGGUGCCGUUAGUGGUUGUGCUCUGUGUUGCUGUCCUUGCAGUAGUCCUACAAGGAAUUAUAUACCCAACAGAUAGCAGUAUUGAUACGUCACUUUGUGAACGUACUCGAAUUCGUGAAAAAGCAGCAGUACCGUUAGCUACGGACUCAGACAAUGACCAAGUUACAUCUGUUGAACUUUUAAAGAUUGCUGACGAGGUAGGAUCUCUUUGGCAUUCAAUUGGCAUUCAUCUGGGCUUCAGUGGUGAAACGCUUAGACAAUAUGAGAAACAGUUCAAUGAGCCAUCUCGUCUUCUCUUUGAGAUUCUUGACAAAUGGCGGAAACAGAAAGGCAAACAAGCAACAAAGAAUGCAGUUUUGGAAGCUUGCAGACAAGCUGGUUCUAGAGGGGCAUGUGAAAGGAUUUUUGUAAGAUGAGAAACUGACAUCUCUGUUUACAAUUGUUGUAGCUCUGUUAAUUAACUUAUGAGAGCACAAAGAAUUGGGCUGUGACCCUCAUCACAAUGCCUUGUCUCUUAGCUAACGUUGUUUUAAAAUUUUUGUACAUGUGACUGUAAAUCAAUCAUUAAGCGGUUGAUGACGCGUACAUAAAACGAAUAAACUUAGUACGUUUCUAACGUAACCUACUGCUCGAGAUUUUCAUUUGAAUGUUACAUGCGAAAAACUGCGGUAGACGAGAUU